Molecule: messenger RNA, 384 nt
Organism: Gongylonema pulchrum
Lineage: Eukaryota; Metazoa; Nematoda; Chromadorea; Rhabditida; Gongylonematidae
Source: the annotation of a GenBank genome assembly
UUGUACAUCCAUUUUUAUGGCGAUGGUCGCGAUACGAGUCCAACAAGCGGAGUCACUUUCCUUCAGCAGUUAAUUGACUACCUUAAAAAAGAGCAAUACGGCGAAAUAGCAACAAUCGUAGGGCGCUAUUAUGCGAUGGACAGAGAUAAACGAUGGGAACGCAUUCGGGUAUGCUACGAUGCGAUGAUUGGAGGUGUUGGUGAGAAGGCAACGAUUGAUAAGGCAGUUGAUAUCAUCAAAGGACGAUAUGCAAAGGAUGAAACUGAUGAAUUCCUGAAACCCAUAAUUUUUGGUGACGAAGGGCGUGUGAAAGAGAAUAAUGUGCUGCUGCGAAAUGUGGUAACUGUUGCGAAAAAGGAAACACCGUUUGCGGCGGAGGAGUAA